AUGCCGUCUCAACCCUUUGGCGGGGAGAGCCUCGCCACGGUGCUAAGCAAUCUGCAACAGACCCUUCGCACGUCACUCGAAGCCCUGAAGUCGGCCAACAUUGCUGCCGAGCUGCAAGGGGCGCUCCACGAUGACAAGCGUCUCCCGGACAAGGCAAUCGCGGGCCUGGCUUCCGGCACCGUCGACCUCCUGGCCGAAGUGGAGCAGCUACUCCAGCCGGCGCAUCUGAUCCUCGCCGAUCACUUCUUGGGCUACACCGACACCAAGUGCUUGGUCGCGGCCAACGAGCUUCACCUGGCCGAUAUCCUUGUCAACGGCCCUUUGACCGUCCCAGAGCUCGCCAAGGCAAGCAAUGCUCGAGCGGACCGCCUUGGCCAGAUUUUGAUGCCGCUCCGCAACAAUGGCAUCUUCAGCUACAACCCGAGCACAGGGCAGUAUGCCAACACACAUGUCUCGACGCUCCUCCGCUCAGACCACUGGACACAGUGGCACAAUUGGGUCGACCUGUAUGGUAACGAGUUCUACGACAUUGCUCGCGGCAUUCCGAAAUCGGUGAAAAGUGACGCCACUCGGUGGGCGGCCCAGAUCAACUUCGAUACCGACAUGAACAUGUUUGAGUACUUCAAUGGGCAGGGGUGGAUGCCCAGGCUUCACCGCACACUCGGUGGAGGCGCGACUGCCAUGGCGCCGGGCAUCGUUGAAGAUUACCCAUGGAACGAGGUGAAGGACAAGACCGUGCUGGAUCUCGGUGGCGGUGGCGGCUCAUUCAUCGCGACGCUGUUGCGCAACUUCCCCAGCAUGCGCGGGAGCAUCUACGAUCUCCCCCAUGUCAUUGCUCACAGCUCCGAUUUAUUUUCCAAGGGCGGCACCUUUGAGGAUCUCACGGACCGCGUCCCGCAGGCGAACCUGAUCGGCGGUGACUUUCUCAAGUGGGUGCCACCGACCGAGGUCUACGUCAUGAAGUGGUGUUUGCACGACUGGACCGACGAACCGGCGGCGACGAUCCUGCGCAAUGUCCGAAAGGCCAUCGUGUCUGGGCCCGUCAGUCGCCUCGUCGUGUUUGAGUCGAUUCUGUCUGAUGGUCGUAUGGGGAGGCUCUCGCGGUAUGGAGACAUUAACAUGAUGAUGACGGCGAAUGGACAAGAGCGAACGGAGGCGCAGUGGCGGAAGCUGGUGGAGGAGACGGGAUGGAAGAUUGAUAGGAUCUAUCCGCUGAGGAACGCAUGGGUCCAGGCGAUUGACCUCCGCCCGGCGUAG
Molecule: messenger RNA, 1257 nt
Organism: Purpureocillium lilacinum
Lineage: Eukaryota; Fungi; Ascomycota; Sordariomycetes; Hypocreales; Ophiocordycipitaceae
Molecular function (GO): O-methyltransferase activity
Source: RefSeq, a predicted model, not a curated record